Molecule: messenger RNA, 330 nt
Organism: Colletotrichum siamense
Lineage: Eukaryota; Fungi; Ascomycota; Sordariomycetes; Glomerellales; Glomerellaceae
Exons: 2
Coding region: 1-330 (109 amino acids)
Source: RefSeq, a predicted model, not a curated record
AUGGCUUCCCGCUUCGUCCUCGCUUCCACCCCCAUCGCCCGCGGCGCUUUCGUCGUUGGCAGACAGACCGCCGCCUUCUCGACGACGAGAUUCAUGGGCUUGAAGGAGUCUGCGAACCAGACCGACCACGAGAAGCACAAGCAAGACUCCCUGCACAAGCAGAAGCAGGGCAAGGGUCACUGGAAGCCCGAGCUCGCGUCCGACAGCGAGGAGGCCCUCAAGGCGGACCGCAACACCGAGGGCGUCGACCCCAAGACGCUGGCGGAGCGCACCAAGAAGGCUGCCGAGGAGACGAGCAAGGCCGGUACGAGCAUGCGCGAGGGGCUGUAA